UGUAUCUGAACAUCAACAAGCCCCGUGCCUCCUCCCUCUGGACGCCUUCCAGCUUCUUGAGAGGCGAGUCAAUGAUAUCACGGCGUGGGCGGGACGUGUGUGUCUAUAAGUACAGGCGGUGCAGAGGGAAACCUCUCUAUGAAGCCGAGCUGUGCUGACCCACGCUGACACUAACACACUGUAGGAGAGCAAACAAGACCAGACUGGUGCGCCUGUUGGUGCACGGACUCUCAACUGUGGAUACCUUUCAUCCUGUAGCCGACAAACAAGACUUCUCUCCUGUCAGGACUCAGGACGCUUGAUGUGAACGGCAUCCGACUUCCACACCAUUUUUGAACAUUUUUUCCAGUCGUCUUUCUCGUCAUCCGCUGCACCCAGGAUGUUUGUUAGUUUGCAGCAGAUCAUUUCCUCACUCUUUGUGCUAUGCAGCGCUGCAGCGAUGGCAGAGGGUGAAUGCCCAGCCGAGUGCUCCUGCGCCCCGUCACCCCCCCUGUGCCCGCGGGGCGUCAGCUGGGUGACCGACCACUGCGGCUGCUGCAAAGUGUGCGCCAAGCAGUUCAACGAGGACUGCAGCGCCACCGAACCUUGUGAUCACAUCAAGGGGCUACGCUGCCAUCUGGGGGCUGGAGGAGACCCAGAGAGGGGCCUGUGUCGAGCUGAGGCCCAGGGUUUGCCCUGCGAGUUCAACGGACGCAUGUAUCAGCACGGCGAGCACUUCCAGCCUAGCUGCCAGCACCAGUGCACCUGCAUGAACCGGGUGGUGGGCUGCAUGCCCCUCUGCCCCCACCAAGUGCCCCUGCCUGACUGGCGCUGCUCACGGCCCCAGCUGGUCAGGCCCGACGGCGGCUGCUGCGAGGAGUGGGUCUGCGACGAUGACAACCACAUCAGUGAGGAGCCAGACGAGCAGAUGCACACCUCCCAUCCAGACAGCCGGCCGCUCCCCAACCACAUCAGUCCAGUGCUGCGGCCCCAACCGCUGCCCCGGCACCCAGCUGCCACCGGAGGGGCGGCGUACAGAGAGAUGUUGGCGUUCCCCGCGUCUCAAGUGGUAGUGGAGUCCAGGUGUUUCCUACACACCACCGAGUGGAGCGAGUGUUCCACCACAUGUGGGAUGGGCAUCUCAGCUCGCGUGACCAAUGACAACCCAGACUGUAAGCUGGUCCGGGAAACCAGACUGUGCCAGAUCCGACAAUGUGACCUGCAGCUGCCUUAUGUCAGCAAGAGGGGAAAGAAGUGCCAGAGAACGAGUCGCCCACAGGAUCCGGUCAGAAUAACAUUCGCCGGCUGCUCGACGGCGCCGCGGUACCGCCCUCGUACCUGCGGGGCGUGCACCGACGGCCGCUGCUGCACGCCCUCCCUGUCCCGCACCGUCCGGCUGCGCUUCCAGUGUCCGGACGGAGAAGCCUUCUACCACAACGUCAUGUGGAUUCAACGCUGCAGCUGCACGGAGAGCUGUCCACGCUACGGCGCCUCCAGCCCCGCCAUCAGCCUCUACAACGACAUCCACGUCUUCAGACACUGAGGUUGACCCACCCACGGCCCCCCCACCCCAGGUCUGGCACACUGGGCAAAAGGCUCAGUACCCGGCCCCACCGUCCCACCGCCUCCCCGUCUGUUAGCUGGGUGGGAAUCUCUGAGCUUGUUCCAUCCUCCCCCAAACCAGGCAACACUCGCUUGCACUUUAAGCUCCCUGCCAAGAUGACAUCAGUCUGCCCACACUAGAGGAGUAACAGGGCAGCACUGAGGACAACACACUGCAGUGUUAGACUGCUGGCAGAACACUUUUACUGAAACUUAUUUUAUUUAUUUGUAACUUUUUGCUCACUUCCUCUGUCUCUGAAGUCACCAGAAUUAGAUGUUGCCACUGUUUGUUUCUGCA
Messenger RNA from Sphaeramia orbicularis (orbiculate cardinalfish), 1879 nucleotides. RefSeq names its product CCN family member 1-like. The coding region runs from base 380 to 1522 and encodes 380 amino acids. The record is from RefSeq and is a predicted model, not a curated record. The transcript is spliced from 5 exons. Gene Ontology annotation, biological process: cell adhesion; positive regulation of cell differentiation; positive regulation of cell migration. NCBI's taxonomy places the organism in Eukaryota, Metazoa, Chordata, Actinopteri, Kurtiformes, Apogonidae. Gene Ontology annotation, cellular component: extracellular region. Gene Ontology annotation, molecular function: integrin binding; heparin binding.